Messenger RNA from Pseudomassariella vexata, 1387 nucleotides. RefSeq names its product pectate lyase L. The record is from RefSeq and is a predicted model, not a curated record. The transcript has 5 exons. The coding region runs from base 1 to 1173 and encodes 390 amino acids. NCBI's taxonomy places the organism in Eukaryota, Fungi, Ascomycota, Sordariomycetes, Amphisphaeriales, Pseudomassariaceae.
AUGUAUACCAAAGUCUUCCUGUUGGCAGGCCUGCCAGCCGCCUUCGCGGCAGAGUAUUACGUCUCUCCAAGCGGCUCCGGGACCGGCACCCUCGCCAGCCCCUUCGGCGACAUCCAAGAAGCCGUCACCGCAGCAGCGGCAGGCGACACUAUCUACCUGCGUGCGGGUACCUACAAGCCCACGACCAAUAUCCAGAUCACCAAGAGCGGCACGGCCUCGGCGCCCAUUACGCUGACAGCGUACGGCUCGGAGAAGGUCAUCAUCGACGGCGAGGCGUUGCCCUACACGCCGGCGGACCUGGACGCCUCCGUGCCGGACGGCAGCCGGGGCGUGCUGCACAUCGCCGAGGCCAACUACUGGAAGUUCUACAAGCUCGAGAUCAUCAACGGACCGUAUGGAGUCUACUCGCGCGACUCGGGCCACAACUACUACGAGCUCAUUAGCACGCACGACAACUACGAGUCCGGGUUCCAGAUCCAGGGCGCUGCCGAAUACAACGAGGUCGUGUACCUGGACUCGUACCGUAACCGCGACCCGCGGAAGAACGGCGAGAGUGCUGAUGGGUUUGCGCUUAAGGAGGGUACGGGUGAGGGGAACAUCAUCCGGAAUGCCAGACUUUGGGAUAAUGUGGACGAUGGGUUAGAUCUUUGGGAGUUCAAGUCCAAGGUGACUAUCGUGGACACCAUAUCCUGGGCCAAUGGAUUCAAUCGAUGGGGUUUCUCCGACUUCCAAGGUGAUGGUAAUGGGUUUAAGCUCGGUGGCGGCGAUGCCGGGGAUAUUGGCCCGGCGAACCACAACAUUACCAACUGUAUCGCCUUCGGAAAUGCCGCCAAGGGCUUCACGGACAACUCGCAAACCGGAUCCUUCACGUUCAGCCGCAACACCGCAUGGUCCAACACCGACGUUGGCUUCAACGUCAAGACAGCAAUCUCGACCCUAAAGGCCAACAUCGCGGCCGUCAACAAGAAGACGACCGCGCAGGCCAGCCAGGUGUCUCUGAGUGGACAGACCAGCAGUGGAAACAGCUGGGACUCCAGUACCGUGUGGACCAACAGCAGCUUCAAGAGUGUUGAUAUCAGCCUGGUGACAGGAGCGAGGGGAAGCAGCGGCAUAAUUGGCACGGGUAACUUCUUGUUGCCUACUUCGGGCUCCGCAAUUGGGGCUGCAGUUUAGUCGUCAUAAGCUGUCGUGAUUGAGAUUGGUGUAAUUAGCUGCCAGGCGCAGUGGGCUGUGACUUGCGAGAUGGACUUCGGGAUGAAGACUUCAAGCAAAGCGUACUAGUACCUACUCGACCUAUCUCGAGUAAUUCCGGUAUUUGUUUCGAAAAUAAUGCACAUGGACCGAAUGCCUGUCUUGAAGUCGAUUGAGUGACACGCCAGGCGACUCA